AUGGAGCGGGUCACUUCCCGCGCCGCCUGCGACCGGAGCAGCUGCUACGCGCUCUUCCCCCAGCGCAGCAGCUUCCUGGCGGCCUGGCAGUCCUGCCGCAAGCUGGGGGGCAACCUGGCCACGCCGCGGACUCACAAGGAGGCGCAGAAAGUGCACAAUCUGGUGGGCGCGGGCCCCGCCAGCCAGCUGCUGUGGAUCGGGCUCCAGCGCCUGGCGCGGCAUUGCCAACCGCAGCGACCCCUGCGCGGCUUCACGUGGACCACCGGCGACCAGCUCACGGCCUUCACCAACUGGGCCUUGCCGCCCUCGAACGGGCCCUGCCGGGCCCAGCGCUGCGUCGCCCUGGAGUGGAGCGGCGCGCACCGCUGGCUGGAGGGCUCGUGCACGCUGGCCCUCGAUGGUUACCUGUGCCAGUUCGGCUUCAAAGACGCCUGCCCUGCGCUCCAGGAGGAGGCGGGCCAAGCCGAGGCAAUCGUCUACACCACGCCCUUCCACCUGGUCUCCACCGCCUUCAAGUGGCUGCCCUUCGGCUCCGUGGCUUCGGUGCAGUGCGAGACAGGCAGCGGCGCCUCCUUGCUCUGUGUAGAGCGGCCCGAGGGCGGUGUGGGCUGGUCGCAGCGUCCGCCGCUGUGCGCCAACACCGGCUGUGCCCGGGACAACGGGGGCUGUGAGCACCAGUGCGUGGAGGAGGAGGACGGGAGCCUGUCCUGCCGCUGCUCUAAGGGCUUCCAGCUGGCAGCCGAUGGGCGCAGCUGCGAGGAGGACCUAUGUGCCAAGGACCCUUGCGAGCAUCUGUGUGAGCUGGGAGGGCCACAGGGCUACAGCUGCCGCUGUUACCUGGGUUACCGGCCAGCUGAGGAUGACCCACACCGCUGCGUGGACACGGACGAGUGCCUGACUGUAGGGGUGUGCCAGGAGAUGUGUGUCAACCACUUAGGGGGCUUCGCGUGCUACUGCAGCGAGGGCCACCAGCUGGGGGUAGACAGGAUCAGCUGCAGCCCUGUGGGUGCCAUGGGAACCCAGGCUUCUCCAGAGCUUGGGGAGGAGCUGCUGGAUGAAGUCGGUGGGGAGCUGCUACAGCGAGUUGAAGAGGAAGAAGAGGAGGAGGAAGAGGAAGAAGAGGAGGAGGAGGACGAGAACAGAGAUGAAGCUGGGGAGGCCUUUUAUGGGGCCUGGACCGCCAUGCCAGACAUGCCAUGGAUGGAGCCCACGGGACUGAAUGGCUUCCACCCGGAUGACAGACCCAGUUUCCCAGGGGCACCUGAACCACAGAGGCCCCAGCCAGAGCCCAGCUGGACGCCCCCACUCAGUGCCCCCCGAAUCUCCUUCCACCCUGCUGUGCUCCCUGUCACUCAGCCGCUGGUGAUCUCUGCCACACGCCCCGCACUGCCUUCCGCUCCCCAGCCCCCCAGGAUCUCUGCCACGCGCCAAGCACGGCCCCCUGUCCCCUGGCCCCCUGUGAUCCCUGCCAUGCACCCAGCUUUGCCUCCUGACCGCCAAUUCCCUGGAAUCUCAGCCAGCUAUCCAGAUCUGCUCCCUGCCCGCCAGACCCCCAUUAGCUCUGCAACCCAUUCAGCAUGGGCUCCUGCACCCCAGCCCCCCAUUUUCUCUGCCACACGCCCAUCCCUGGCGUCUUCCCAUCAGCCCCCCAUAAUCGCUUUGUCCCCCAAUAGCCAAUACCCUGGAAUUUCAGCCAGCUAUCCAGAUCUGCUCCCUGCCCACCGGCCCCCCAUUCGCUCUGCCACACGCCCAUCCCUGGCUUCUUCCCAUCAGCCCCCCAGGACCCCUACCAUACACCCAGCUUUGUCCACUGACCACCAACUCCCUGGAAUCUCAGCCAGCUAUCCAGAUCUGCUCCCUGCCCGCCAGAUCCCCAUUAGCUCUGCCACUCACUCAGCACAGCCCCCUGCACCCCAGCACCCCAUUAUCUCUGCCAAACAUCCAGAACUGUCUCCUGCCCACCAAUUCCCUGUGGCCCAAGACAGCAAGGUCACUGAAACCCAGACCACUACACAUUUGCCUCCAAGUCCCAAUAACCAGGCCCCUCUGGUCAUCACCCCCAGUGCCCAUCAACCCCCUCAAACUCCUGAUCUUCUGGUGGUCAGAGCCCAGACCACCCAGCUUGCUGUUGCUCCAGCUGCUCAGUCCCCUCUGGUCACCACUCCCAGGCCCCCAGUGCCCUCUGUGUCUGCUGCUACCCAACCCCCAGCCCUCUCCACCUCCCUACCCCCUCAAAGCUCCACUAACCUAACCUCAUCCACUAGCCCGUCACACCCCCAUUCCAAAGCCCACCAUAUCCCAAGAGAAGGUACCUCUGACCCCAAGCUGGCCUUCCAGCUGCCCACAGCAGCUCCUACAGACCUGGAGGAGGCCAGUCUGGCCGGUCACAACCUAAGGGAUGACCGGUGGCUGUUGGUGGCCCUGCUGGUGCCAACGUGUGUCUUCUCCGUGGUCCUACUUGCACUGGGCAUUGUGUACUGCACCCGCUGUGGUGCCCAUGCACCUAACAAGCGUGUCACUGACUGCUACCGCUGGGUCACCCAUGCCGGGGUCAAGAACUCAACGGAACCCAUGCCCCCCCGGGGCAGUCUCCCAGGGGUGCCGACCUGCAGAACCAGCGUGUGAUGGGGUACAGCCACCCUCUGCAGGGCUGGAGGAAGAGUAUGCUCUGAACACAUGGCUGAGGCUGCACCAGGGACCCAUGGGGGCCACCCAGCCGGACAGAGGGCUGCCUGCUCACCCCGCCCAGCCACACGUUGCUCUCCAUCAGCAAGAACUUGAUUCCAAGGAGCUCUGCUCCCGGCCCCUUGCUCGCGAAAGAAGAGAGGCUAAGGCCCCAAGACCUCAGGGGGUGGGUGAUGGGUCUUCUCCA
Messenger RNA from Echinops telfairi (small Madagascar hedgehog), 2872 nucleotides. It is a transcript of the gene CD248, whose product is annotated as CD248 molecule. Gene Ontology annotation, biological process: cell migration. Lineage: Eukaryota; Metazoa; Chordata; Mammalia; Afrosoricida; Tenrecidae. Bases 1 to 2625 code for a protein of 874 amino acids. Gene Ontology annotation, cellular component: external side of plasma membrane; extracellular matrix. The record is from RefSeq and is a predicted model, not a curated record. The transcript is spliced from 2 exons. Gene Ontology annotation, molecular function: calcium ion binding; extracellular matrix protein binding; extracellular matrix binding.